AUGUCUUGCCUGUGCAGGGUCUCAAGGUACCGUACGGAGCAAAGUGCCUGGAAAGCCAUAGAGGUUACUGCUAGCCAGCUGGGCAAGCUGGGGAGGGAUCCACCCCCCAACACAGAUGCGUCACAGGAGCAACGGCUGGUGGAGCUCUUUACCAGUGGUGGUGGUGGUGCUCCGGCUGCGGACCGGCUGACAUAG
Molecule: messenger RNA, 195 nt
Organism: Pyricularia grisea
Lineage: Eukaryota; Fungi; Ascomycota; Sordariomycetes; Magnaporthales; Pyriculariaceae
Exons: 2
Coding region: 1-195 (64 amino acids)
Source: RefSeq, a predicted model, not a curated record